ACGUAAUCAGAAAUUAUCUCACUUUGAGAAGAAGACUUUGGGCAAACAUUCUCUCUUAAGACGAGAUACGACCGCCGUCGCCGGGAAGUGACGUCACCAAAAAGCUGUCAAUGGGUGCCACAGACCCCGCGGUGGAGGAGAGAGAGAACAAAGGAGAGAAGUUAGAGAGAGAAGAAACAGAGAAGAAGCAAAGAGGAGUAAAGGGUGUGGAUGAGGAAGGAGAAGAAUCAAAGGAUAAAGAUGAAAUCAGUCACCACAGAUUUUUGGCGAGCUUGAAUAGAUUAAACCCAACAAAUCCUCUUAGGAUCAUUUUCAAUAAUGGCGGCGGCUCUAGAUUCACCACGCCGCCUCCUAAUCUCGCGCAGCCACUCCGAUCUUCCUCAAGAAUGCCUCCGCCGAUACAGACGCCUCCCACUCGCGCUCAACCGCCUGAAGAGCCUCAGCUUCCGCCGUCUCCGUCGGCGACGCCGCCGCUUCAGCUACAAUCUCGUUCCAUCCUCAUACCAACCCCUCAACAAACCUUGGCAUCAUUGAAUUCAACAAAGUACACAAACAAGUUCUUUCUGCUGCUCUUCGUGGUUCACAAGGUUGCGGCUAUUGGGUUUGUAGGCUUCCUCGUCUUCAAAGGCGUCCAAGGUCUAAUAGGAUCCAACGGUAGCGUCAAAAGGAAAGAGCAUAAGAUCCUCAGAUUUCUACUCCCACAAGUCGAAGCUGCAUCGUUCUUGAGCAUCAUACUCGCAUUCUCCUGGCAAAUGGCAUUUCGUAUCUGGCCUAAUUUCAUGAUCCACUUCAUAAUAUGGAGUACAUUCUUGAUGUCUCUAUCCUCAGGAAUCCUCUUGCUGUGUUUCCAGAUGCCAGCCACCGAUGCUGUUGGGGUUUGCCUCAUCGCAUUCUCCAUCGGCAAUGGUUUAUAUGCUUGCUGGAUCACUCGCAGGAUCAAAUUCUGUUCCAAGAUAUUGGUCAAGUCGUUAGAACCAGUUUCCAAGUUCUCGGAUCUGAAUUUACCAACCUACUGUAUGCUAGCUGCUGGUUUCCUCUGGAUGUCAGUUUGGAUUUUUGGUGUCCUCGGUGCAUUGAACUUCUAUUUUCCUCCACUCGUGAUUAUUGGUUUGGUGCUAAGCCUGGCUUGGACUACGGAAGUGAUGAGGAAUGUUGUUAAUCUAACUGUGAGUAGAGUCAUUGCUUUGUUCUAUCUAAGGGGAAUGCAGUCAAGUACUCGGUUUAGUUUCCAAAGGGCCUUGUCUCGGAACCUCGGGAGCGCGUGUUUAGGAUCUCUGUUUGUUCCAACAAUCGAAGCCCUGAGAAUCGUGGCAAGAGGAUUGAAUUUGCUCAAGGGUGAAGAUGAGUUCAUGUUUUGCUGCGCUAAUUGCUGUCUCAAGCUCAUGACCUUCAUAUUCGAGCACGGCAAUGGCUGGGCCUUUGUGCAGAUAGCAGCUUAUGGGAAAGGAUUUGUGAGGGCGUCGCAAGACACGUGGAAACUGUUUGAGGAUGAAGAUAUGGUUGAGAUCAUAGAUGCAGACAUAACAAGCUCCGUCUGUUUCCUCACAGGAAUCUGCAGCGGUUGCAUCUGUGUUAUUGUCGCUGCCGCUUGGACUCACACAGUUUACAAACCUUUUACAGCCACCAUCUCCUUGCUUGCCUUCUUCAUUGGAUACCUCAUGACCAGGAUCUCAAUGGCAUUGCCUCACGCCUGUGUAAGUUGCUACUACGCAUGCUAUGCCGAAAAUCCAGAAAGCAGAUUCUUCGACAAAACCAUAAAAGAUAGGCAAGCUUUGAUAAGAAAUGGCCGUGUUGUUGUCCACACGCCUAGAGUCCGCCGCGCUCUAGCCUAGCCGGUGCUUCUUGCUUAGUCUUUUUUUUCCUUCCUGCCUGGUUUGAAACGGCUAGGUGCUAAAUCUUCAGAAACCAAAUAACUUAUUAGUUUAAAAAAUUGUAUUUUGAUUUAGUUACAGAAAGAGUGAAGUGUCAAAUAUCAGUGGGGUGGUGGGGAAGAAAGAAUGUGGAUAGACAAAGGUCAUGACAUCGACACAAUCCAACUUAAUGUAAUGAGCCAAAAAGGCAAGUUGGUUUAGCUUUUUUCUUUUCUUUCUUUGUUUUGUUGUUGAGACCCCCUCAAUUACUUUCUGUACAUAUCUCUUCAUUAUUUUUUUGUUCCUUUUC
Eutrema salsugineum is the source of this 2160-nucleotide messenger RNA. Its product is annotated as CTL-like protein DDB_G0274487. Gene Ontology annotation, molecular function: transmembrane transporter activity. Gene Ontology annotation, biological process: transmembrane transport. NCBI's taxonomy places the organism in Eukaryota, Viridiplantae, Streptophyta, Magnoliopsida, Brassicales, Brassicaceae. The coding region runs from base 111 to 1832 and encodes 573 amino acids. The transcript has 5 exons. The record is from RefSeq and is a predicted model, not a curated record. Gene Ontology annotation, cellular component: membrane.